GCAGGUAUAAAUUAAACCCGGAAGCUGUUGAGGGCGUAAUAAAAACAAAAACAGCACAUGCCGUAUGUUAGCCAGCUGAACUUUGAUAGCUUUCAAACUAAAUUACAUUCCCGAAUUCGGAAACAACGCUCGGUACUGUAAUAAUGUCGGUUUUGCUAUCUAUUCUGGCAGUAGGGAUUGCGUUGUAUUUGAUACUUUAUUACAAUGUGAUCAGAGGAUCAAGAUGCACGAGCUCUGUGACACUUAAAGGAAAGACUGCUAUUGUAACAGGGAGUAACACUGGUAUUGGAAAGGCUACUGCUUUGGAUUUGGCCAAGAGAGGUGCAAGGGUCAUCCUUGCCUGCCGCUGCAAACAGAAAGCUGAGGCUGCUGUCUAUGAUAUCAGAAGGGAGAGUGGGAGCAAUGAGGUGGUGUUCAUGCAUCUGGAUCUGGGCAGUCUGAAGUCUGUUCGCUCCUUUGCUGAAACCUUCCUGAAGACUGAACUCAGACUGGACCUGCUCAUCAACAAUGCAGGAAUGCUGGGGCCUGGCUACACUGAGGAUGGGUUCGGCAUGGUGUUUGGGGUAAACCACUUAGGCCACUUCCUGUUGACCUGCUUGCUGCUGGACCGGCUGAAGGAGUGUGGCCCUAGUCGUGUUGUCAACGUGUCGGCUCUCCUACACCGACUAGGCUCUGUCGACUUUGCCCUCCUGGGUACCCACAAGGACCUGGUGUCAGGCCAGUCCACCUGGCAUAACUUCAGGGCCUACUGCCACAGCAAGCUGUGCAACGUGCUCUUCACCCGGGAGCUGGCCAACCGCCUGGAGGGGACCAGCGUUACCACCUACAGCCUCCACCCAGGGGUCAUUCACACUGAGUUCGGUCGCAACCUGAAACUAUGGCAGAGGCUCUUUCUGGAGCCCAUCUCUAAGCUUUUCUUCAUGGAUGCUGAGAGGGGAGCCCAGACCACCCUACACUGUGCCCUCCAAGAGGGGAUCGAGCCGCUGAGUGGACGCUACUUCUCUUCAUGUGCUCUACAGGAAGUAGGCGCCAAGGGGCGGGACGAUGCUUUGGCUAGGAAGCUGUGGGAGGUGAGUGAGAGGCUAUCCAACCUAUCCUGAGAGACUCGGAUUCUAGCCAUGGCAAAGAUUUUGGAAUAUACUGACAAGAUAUUGAACUCUCCACUCUAACAAUGGUAAAUAAUGUCCGUGAAGGACUCUCUCUCUCUCUCUCUCUCUGACUAAUGCCUUGUUAUCACCAAUGAUGCCUUGUAACUUAUGAUUUUGCUUUGUAUAUUGGAAUUCAUUUCAUUCACAAUGUUAUUAAAUACUUACGUUCUGUUUCUAAUGACCAUUUCUUGAUCUUAGUCAGCAAUGUCAGUUAAUAGACUUUGUUAAUAAACAAAUGAUUCCAGAUGA
Molecule: messenger RNA, 1397 nt
Organism: Oncorhynchus kisutch (coho salmon)
Lineage: Eukaryota; Metazoa; Chordata; Actinopteri; Salmoniformes; Salmonidae
Product: dehydrogenase/reductase SDR family member 13
Exons: 5
Coding region: 144-1100 (318 amino acids)
Source: RefSeq, a predicted model, not a curated record